Messenger RNA from Trypanosoma theileri, 531 nucleotides. Its product is annotated as sialidase. Gene Ontology annotation, molecular function: exo-alpha-sialidase activity. Gene Ontology annotation, biological process: oligosaccharide catabolic process; ganglioside catabolic process. The annotation marks the transcript as partial. The transcript has a single exon. Gene Ontology annotation, cellular component: membrane; cytoplasm; intracellular membrane-bounded organelle. The record is from RefSeq and is a predicted model, not a curated record. Lineage: Eukaryota; Euglenozoa; Kinetoplastea; Trypanosomatida; Trypanosomatidae.
AUGAUCUAUUCAGUGGAUGACGGUGCGACGUGGGCGUUUUCAAAAGGGUUCACUCCUUAUGAUUGUACUGAGUCUGCUGUUGUUGAGUGGGAAGGGAAGCUAAUUCUGAACAGUCGUCGCGACAACGGUUACCGCAGGGUAUUCGAGUCAUCCGACAUGGGAGAGACGUGGAAAGAAGCACUAGGUACGCUGUCCCACGUCUGGGGUAACUCGCCUUCACGUACUGGUCCUGGAUGCGAAGCUGGCUUCAUUGCUACGACGAUUGAGGGGAAGCCUGUGAUGCUUUUCACUCACCCACUGAAUUUCCAGGGAGCUUAUAAUCGCGACCGACUCCACCUUUGGAUGACAGACAACCAACGCAUUUUUGAUGUUGGUCAAAUUUCGCAUGGGGUUGAGAAAACUCCCUAUAGCUCUCUGCUUUACACCGACGACAAACUGUUCUGCCUGCACGAAAUCAAGACCGAAGAUGAAAUUUACAGCAUCGUUUUAUCAUACCUUGAAAACGAGCUGCAGCUGAUGAAGUCCGUGUUG